Molecule: messenger RNA, 2019 nt
Organism: Emericellopsis cladophorae
Lineage: Eukaryota; Fungi; Ascomycota; Sordariomycetes; Hypocreales; Bionectriaceae
Product: molybdenum cofactor biosynthesis protein Gephyrin
Exons: 3
Coding region: 1-2019 (672 amino acids)
Biological process (GO): Mo-molybdopterin cofactor biosynthetic process; molybdenum incorporation into molybdenum-molybdopterin complex
Cellular component (GO): cytoplasm; cytosol
Molecular function (GO): molybdopterin molybdotransferase activity
Source: RefSeq, a predicted model, not a curated record
AUGGCGCAGCCCCUCAAAGCAGCAAUUCUCAUCGUCUCUACGACAGCUGCAAAGGACCCCUCGACAGACGCCUCGGCUGGGGUCCUUGAAGGUGUCUUUGAUGAUCAAGGCGCAGGAAAGUGGGAGGUCAAGGACACACAAAUCGUGUCUGAUAAUGCGUUGGAGAUUCAGCGUCAAAUCAAAACUUGGACUGAUGGGCAUGACUGCCCCAAUCUCAUUAUCACCACCGGAGGAACCGGAUUCGCGAUCGCAGAUGCUACGCCUGAGGCCGUAGAUCAUCUGCUACAGAAGGAAGCUCCAGGGCUGGUGCAUGCCAUGAUUUCCGCCUCGCUAUCCGUCACGCCAUUCGCGAUGAUGUCCAGACCGAAGGCUGGCGUCCGAAACAAAACCAUCAUCGUCACUCUUCCUGGCUCACCCAAAGGUGCGAAGGAGAACCUCGAGGCUAUCAUCAAGACCCUGCCCCACGCCUGUCAGCAAGCUGCGGGCGUUGACUCGCGUAAACUGCACUCAGGAGGAGUUAAGAAGUUGGAGAAGGAAGCCGGAAUCUCGGCAGGAGAGCAUACCCAUGGCCACCACCAUCACCACCAUGGACAUGGCCACGAACACGGACACACUCAUGGCCACGGUCAUGGCGGUCUGGUCCGUCAUACCAAGCCUGGCUCGACAUCGCUGUCCAACGACCCAAGUUUGGGCCCAACUCGCCGCCAUCGCGAGUCACCAUACCCCAUGAUAUCCGUGGGAGAGGCGCUGGCCAAGAUAUCUGAAGCUACUCCAGAGCCUGAGAUAGUGGAGGUAAAUGUUGACGAGACGAUCGUUGGCUGCGUCUUGGCAGAGGCCGUUCUAGCCCGGGAAAAUGUGCCUGCUUUCCGCGCAAGUAUCGUGGACGGAUACGCUGUUGUGGUGCCCAAAGAUGGCAUCUUCAAAGGCGCAUACCCUGUCACGGCCGUGUCGCACGCUGCGCCGGGAGAGAUCGGACAGCUGAAGGAGGGUGAGAUUGCUCGGAUUACCACUGGAGCACCAUUGCCACCCGGCGCCACAUCAGUGAUCAUGGUUGAGGAUACAACCCUCGACAGCAUGACGGAAGAUGGCAAGGAGGAGAAAGACGUAGAGAUCAAGGUGGAGGGUGUUAAAGAGGGUGAGAACAUUCGCGAGGUGGGCAGCGACAUCACCCAAGGCAGCGUCAUCCUCAAAAAAGGGGAGCAGCUCUCGGGCGUAGGGGGCGAAAUCGGUCUCCUGGCUGCUGUCGGCGUUUCGUCCGUCAAAAUUUACCGUCGACCUACGAUUGGCAUCUUGUCUACGGGUGACGAGAUUGUCGAUUACGACAGGCCCAGUGCUCUUCGUCUCGGGGAGGUCCGCGACACCAAUCGCAUCACGCUCAUCUCCGCUGCCCAGGCAUGGGGUUUCCGAACGGUUGACCUGGGCAUUGCCAAAGACAAGCCUGGCUCGCUUGAGGAGACUCUGCGCGAGGGUCUACGAAGCGCCGACGUCCUCAUUACCACGGGCGGUGUAUCCAUGGGCGAACUGGAUCUUUUGAAGCCAACCAUUGAGCGCUCGUUAGGAGGGACCAUCCACUUUGGCCGUGUUGCCAUGAAGCCAGGCAAACCGACCACCUUUGCUACAAUACCCGUCAAGAACAAUGCCGGUGACCGGUUGUCAAAAGUCAUCUUCUCAUUGCCUGGCAACCCAGCGUCGGCGUUGGUGACCUUCCACCUGUUCGUUCUGCCGUCGCUACACAAGCAGUCUGGCGUCUCGCCAGUCGGGUUGCCCAAGGUCCCUGUUGUGCUCGGGCACGACUUUGCAAUGGAUCCGCGGCCCGAGUAUCAUCGCGCAGUGGUCAGUGUGGGACAGAAUGGAUUGUUGAUCGGCAGCAGCACUGGUGGUCAGAGAAGCUCCAAGGUUGGUAGUCUGCGGAGCGCCAACGCUCUCAUCUGCAUGCCAGCUGGAAAGGGCAAGCUUGAAAAGGGAACAAAAGUCGAUGCCCUUAUGAUGAACGCUGUGAGGGUGGAUGUGGGCAGGUAG